This is a messenger RNA of Aphidius gifuensis, 858 nucleotides long. RefSeq names its product mpv17-like protein 2. Lineage: Eukaryota; Metazoa; Arthropoda; Insecta; Hymenoptera; Braconidae. The coding region runs from base 122 to 685 and encodes 187 amino acids. The transcript is spliced from 3 exons. Gene Ontology annotation, biological process: mitochondrial ribosome assembly. Gene Ontology annotation, cellular component: membrane; cytoplasm. The record is from RefSeq and is a predicted model, not a curated record.
UUAAUCAUUUUUUUUUUUUCGAACGUUUACAUAAUCACUGAAAUGUUUUAAAAAUAUUACCUAUCUGUUUUUUUUUUUUUUUUUCGUGCAAUAAAUUUUUUGUUUUAAAGGAAGAAAAAAAAUGAACAUAUCUCGUAGACUUGGAGUGAUUGUUGAUCGUGCAUGUGCCUUAAAAAAUACAUUAUUUACACCAAAAUAUUUAUUUUACACAAAUGUUGGUAUAUCAGUAUCACUGUCAGCAGUUGGUGAUAUUUUGGAGCAACACUAUGAGAUACUAAAGAAUGAGUGGCCUGAAUGGAGUGCAAAAAGAACUCAACACAUGGCAAUAUCUGGUAUGACAGUUGGCAUAAUAUGUCAUCAUUGGUAUAGAUAUCUUGAUGCUCGUUUACCAGGAAGAACAAUUAAUAUUGUUAUUAAAAAAGUUAUUGUUGAUCAGCUCAUUUGUUCACCAUUAUACAUAGGAGUAUUUUUUUUGACACUUGGUAUUUUAGAAAAUACAAGCUGGCCUGAAUUAAAAGCAGAAAUUCGUAAAAAAGCAUAUAAGUUAUAUGCUGCUGAAUGGAUUGUUUGGCCACCAGCACAAAUUAUUAAUUUUUAUUUUUUACCAACGAGAUAUCGUGUACUUUAUGAUAACACAAUAUCACUUGGUUAUGAUAUUUACACGAGUCAAGUUAAACAUUCAUAAACGACUAAAUAAAAUUACUGCACAAAUUUAAUUUUAAUAUUUGCUUUUUUUUUUUCUUUUGAUAAUUUCUGCUGGCGGAAUUUAAAUAAUUAUUUAAACUUUGUUUUGUUUUUUUUUUAUUUAAAUGUAUUUACAUUUAAUAAAUUAAAAUAGUACAAAAAAAUAAUAAUAAA